Messenger RNA from Poeciliopsis prolifica (blackstripe livebearer), 499 nucleotides. RefSeq names its product zymogen granule membrane protein 16-like. The transcript is spliced from 2 exons. The coding region runs from base 1 to 324 and encodes 107 amino acids. NCBI's taxonomy places the organism in Eukaryota, Metazoa, Chordata, Actinopteri, Cyprinodontiformes, Poeciliidae. The record is from RefSeq and is a predicted model, not a curated record.
AUGCUUUUCCAGUUCUGCUACGGCGUCGUUUGGACUCCGGUCGUCGGCUACGUGUCUGGCGAACCCAACGAGCUGAAGCUGGAUGACGAUGAAAGAAUCAUCCAGGUGUCUGGGAAGUACACUCAGUACAUCCAGUCGCUGGUCUUUGUCACCAACAAAGGUCGCUCCCUGCAUGUCGGCCAGCCUGCUGGCUCUGCCUUCAACAUGUAUCCGACCCACCCGGACGCCGAGCUGCGUUUCCUCAGAGGCCGGGUCAGUGGGCCGCCCACUGCCCUCCAGGCCCACUGGGCCGUCCUCGAUACCAACAGCAGCGAGGGUAAUUGAGUGAAAAAAAUCAUGUUCAAACUGAUAUUCUCUCCACACUGUUUGGAUGAUCUUUACUUUAAUUUGCAAAAUGUUUCCUCAUAUAUUCAAAUUUAAAUUAAGAUCUGCUUCAAUGAAAAGACAAUUUGUGUUUAUUUUCACUGGAAAUUCUAAUUUUGCAUUUUGCUCUGCAGGU